This is a messenger RNA of Pisolithus orientalis, 450 nucleotides long. RefSeq lists its product as uncharacterized. The coding region runs from base 1 to 450 and encodes 149 amino acids. Lineage: Eukaryota; Fungi; Basidiomycota; Agaricomycetes; Boletales; Pisolithaceae. The transcript has 3 exons. The record is from RefSeq and is a predicted model, not a curated record.
AUGUCGGCGAGUGCUCGACGCCUUGGGGAGGAAGCCGAUCGAGCGUACGCCAUCCAGGUGGCGGCUGGUACCAAGGUUCCUUCAGGUCCCCUCGACUUAACGUCUCAUGGCAACUCAUGUCUUCCUUGUGCCCAGUCAGCCGCCGUGUAUGGGGUGUUGGGUUUUGGGGCCGUCACCAUUGCCCAUUACACAUGGCCAUUCUUCAGGCAUCAAACCCUGGCGUUUAAAUCUUUCUUAGUUUCCACAUCUAUGGUGUUCGGCCUUGCUAUCGGAGCUGAUAGCGCCCUCCUCUCGCACGAAGCGGAGCGGCGUCGCUCCGAGAAUGCAGUUCGCCGGCAGGCCGUUUUAGAGCUCUCUCGGCGUGGUAUGGUACCAACUGAAACGGCUAUUGCCAAGUGGCGAGCCGACAAGGCACAGUAUUCCUCAGCUAACAGGGAUGAAAUGGGUUAA